CACCACAGGCUACAUCCAGGCCUGCAGAGGACUGAUGAUCUCCGCCGUCUGCCUGGGCUUCUUCGGUGCCAUUUUUGGACUGGUUGGGAUGAAGUGCACAAAAGUCGGAGGCUCCGAUCAGACUAAAGCAAAAAUAGCUUGUUUAGCUGGACUGAUUUUCAUACUCUCUGGGUUGUGCUCUAUGACUAGUUGUUCCCUGUAUGCAAACAGGAUUACGUCUGAGUUCUUUGAUCCUUCUUUUGUUGCACAAAAGUAUGAAUUAGGAGCAGCUUUGUUCAUUGGAUGGGCUGGAGCUUCACUCUGCAUAAUUGGUGGCAGUAUAUUCUGCUUCUCAAUAGCUGAAAACAGUCACUCUCCAAGGAGGGGGUAUGCAUAUAAUGGAGCCACAUCUGUGAUGUCUUCUCGUACAAAAGUCCACAACAGUAUCCCAGACAAAACCCCACCAAAGCACUUUGACAAGAACGCUUACGUUUAAUUGUACUGUUGGGAGAUUCAAAGCGUUUUAAAAUUAUUUUGUACGUUUCCUGCGGAGUGAUUUCCCCCCUGCCCCAACCCCAAUGUAGUUACCACUAAGAGAACGACUUUUUAAACAUUUAACUUGCAGCUUUUUACAUAUUGAUGUAAAUUUUAUUGUAUAAUAUUUUAAGAUUGAUGUUGGUAUUGUAAAGUUUAUACCUGGAAAUCAUGAGCUUAUGUUGCUUUCUUGAAAAAAAUAAAUGGGUUAUUUACCAAUUC
Molecule: messenger RNA, 735 nt
Organism: Tauraco erythrolophus (red-crested turaco)
Lineage: Eukaryota; Metazoa; Chordata; Aves; Musophagiformes; Musophagidae
Source: RefSeq, a predicted model, not a curated record